UUUUUUUUUUUUUUUAGGAAAAAAAAACUAUGAGCAAUCUAUAUAACCAAAUUGUUAUAUUUGGUGAUUCUCUUACUCAGUUUAGUCAUAAUGCUUUUGAAAAAGGAUGGGGUGCUGCACUUCAAUAUUCUUAUAUUAGAAAAUUGGAUGUCUUAAAUAGGGGCUUUUCAGGUUAUAAUACUGAAUUAGCAAAACAUUUACUCCCACAAUUAUUACCAAAGAAAAAUAAUCCAACUAAAAAUCCAAAAGUAUUUUUAUUAAUUAUAUUUUUUGGAGCGAACGAUGCGGCUAUUCAACCAUCAGUUCAACAUGUUUCACUCGAAAAAUAUAAAGAAAACCUUAAACAAAUGAUUAAUAUCAUUAAAGAUCCAGACUCUCCUUAUCAUUCACCUGAAACAAGAAUUUUACUUGUUACACCACCCCCAUUAAAUGAAGAAGCUCGAGUGAAGCAUAAAGGACUUAAAGAUAGAAAAUCCGAUGUUACUGCUAAAUAUGCUCAAGCAUGUGUAGAUUUAGCUAAUGAGUUAAAUGUUCCCGUUCUAAAUUUAUGGAAAUUGAUGACUGAUAAGGUGACAUUAACUAACGUGACCUUAAAUGAUUUAUUAUCUGAUGGUAUACAUUUUUCCUCUCUUGGAAACGAAACUUUAUUCCAUGAAUUAUUGGAUACAAUUCGAAAGAAUUGGCCAGAAUUGGAUCCUGAUAAUUUGAAACCGCUUACGCAUCUAUGGACUGAGUUAAAUUAUGAAAUAAAUCUCGAACAACAAGUCAAUUCUCUUGAAUUUAACAUUAUUAAUCAACUUGGUGAUAGUCUUUAAAAAAAAAUAAUAAUUAACUGACCUAUAAAUUAUAAUUU
Rhizophagus irregularis DAOM 181602=DAOM 197198 is the source of this 853-nucleotide messenger RNA. RefSeq lists its product as uncharacterized. NCBI's taxonomy places the organism in Eukaryota, Fungi, Glomeromycota, Glomeromycetes, Glomerales, Glomeraceae. The record is from RefSeq and is a predicted model, not a curated record.